UCGAUUUUUCUGUUUUGGACGGAGCAGUUGCAGGUGAAAAAUUUAGCUCCCCAUUAUUUCCAGAUUAAACUGCAAUUUCUGUAACCUACGCAGCUCAACAUCAUGCUGCAGGAAUACGAAGAUGACUAUUUCCUGGAGGAAGAUAAAAUAACUAAACCGUCCGAAGGCAUCGGUUCUUCAAUCAAUAUUUUGGAACCAGACGAACAAACUACACUGCUUCUGGAUUUAGAAAGCACCGACAGCAUCGACCAUUCCCUAUCGGUUAGCCACCAAGAGCAGCAAAAUCCUACCGGUAUCGAAGUCAACGAGGCCAAUGAAGGGCUUUCGGGGGAACGGCCGUCAGUGGAAAGAACGGAAUCCGUGGCCAGAGUCAAGGAUGAAAUCGCUUUCGUUUCCAACGACGACCUGCCGGAUCCGGUUCUGUACGCUGAUGGUUGUUGCGACGAUUCCAAAAUUAUCAUGUUGUGUCAGAGACAGGAAAUGGAGCGACUGGGGAUGACCGUCAGUUCAGGAACGGUGGUCAUCAAAAAGGACACUACCAAUCUCAUUGGGAUCAGCAUCGGUGGCGGUGCUCCCCUUUGUCCCUGUCUGUACAUUGUGCAGGUUUUCGAUGGAACACCGGCCGCUCGGGAAGGAACGCUCCAAAGUGGCGAUGAACUGUUGGGCGUGAAUGGAGUCUCGGUCAAGGGCAAGACCAAGGUCGAGGUGGCCAAAAUGAUCCAAGCUGCUACCGAUGAGGUAACGAUCCAUUACAACAAGCUACAUGCUGAUCCCACCCAGGGCGAGACGUUGGACAUUGUGCUGAAGAAAAUGAAGCACCGUCUGGUGGAGAGAAUGUCUAGCAGCACCGCCGAUACCCUGGGGCUAUCGAGGGCCAUCCUGUGCAACGAUUCGCUGGUGAAGAGACUGCAAGAACUGGAGCGCACGGAAACGAUGUACCGUGGACUGGUGGAGCAUGCCAAGAGGAUGUUGAAGGCGCACUUCGACGUGCUCCAGACGUAUCAGGCCUUCGGUAACGUGUUUGCUGCAAUCAGUGUACGCGAACCACAACCGAGGGCAUCGGAGGCGUUCCGUAUAUUCGCUGAACUUCACCGAAGCAUGGAAAAGGACGGAAUUAAGAUGAUCAAAACGCUCAAACCGAUUCUUGCCGAUAUGGGAACCUAUCUACAUAAGGCUAUCCCGGACACGAAGCUGACGGUGAAACGCUACGCCGAUGCUAAGUUUACCUAUUUAUCGUACUGUUUGAAAAUCAAAGAAAUGGACGACGAAGAGCAUAGCUAUGCGGCCAUCCAGGAACCUUUGUAUCGCGUCGAAACGGGAAACUAUGAGUACCGAUUGAUUCUCCGUUGCCGACAAGAGGCUCGAGUGAAGUUUGCCAAGCUUCGUAACGAUGUGUUGGAAAAGAUGGAGCUGUUGGAGUGCAAGCAUGCCCGGGAUUUAGCCUCGCAGUUGCGAAAGUUCAUUCAGGGGUUGUCCACUUUGGCAGAGGAAACUGUUGAACGAUUGGAAUCAAUCCCGAAUCUGUUCCCGAUCGAAGUGGAUCUCAAGGCAAGUGCCUUUCAAUAUAAAUCUGCGAUUAGGUUUCAGGCGGAAGAGGAACUGGAGGAAGUGGAAGUUCACCAGGGCGAAGAAGCCGUCGAGAGUCCAUUUAUGGUUGAAUCAUCCAAAGUAAACAGUUCGUCCAGCAAUGGAGGAACAUCCAUCGACCAGUUGCUGGCCGGAUUCGAGGACAUCGAUUUGUCCAACCGGAUCGGCAGUGGUAGCAACGUUAUGGGUAACGAAAGCAACGAUCUGUUGGUCGAGCUGGGUUUGGCUGAUAUUGAUCUCAGCGUUGGCAAUCGGAGUGCUAUACUAGGUGCGCCAGAUGAUCUCAUGUCAACGGAUUUGGGAGAUUUCAGUAAGUAAUUUCAUGAUCAACUGUUUUUAAAUAUAUAUUUACCUGGUACUAUACAAAAAAUGUUAGUAUUUUGA
This is a messenger RNA of Uranotaenia lowii, 1971 nucleotides long. It is a transcript of the gene PICK1, whose product is annotated as PRKCA-binding protein. The transcript is spliced from 6 exons. Gene Ontology annotation, molecular function: phospholipid binding; protein kinase C binding; protein domain specific binding. The record is from RefSeq and is a predicted model, not a curated record. Gene Ontology annotation, cellular component: trans-Golgi network membrane; neuron projection; synaptic vesicle. Gene Ontology annotation, biological process: intracellular protein transport; regulation of Arp2/3 complex-mediated actin nucleation; positive regulation of receptor internalization. The coding region runs from base 103 to 1905 and encodes 600 amino acids. NCBI's taxonomy places the organism in Eukaryota, Metazoa, Arthropoda, Insecta, Diptera, Culicidae.